GCAAGAUUGCAGUGGUACAUGGAAAAGUACGAACCAAAGCUCUUGUAUUUCUGGCCUGGGUCGUCCGACAUAGCUGCGAGGACUGUUAUGAUUCGACUGGAAAGUUGAGAAGUUGGUUCCCAGCCAUUACGACGAACGCUUGUAUACCCCGUAAGCGGGGCGUAUGUAUGUCUGCAACCUCUGCAUAAGCGACCCCCAUCCUGCCCUGCCCAGUCACACCGCCUCGGCACUUGUUACUUUCCGUGCGCAUAUACGUCAGGUGGACGAAUUUUCUACCCACUGAGUCCAUGAAUGGUAAACAUCAUUAGCGCGAACAAUUCAGACCGCGCCUGUAAGUCUAAACUCGUGCGGCAGAGAACAUCCCCUUGGCAUAUCCCACUGUCCUGGCCCUACCACUUGGUAGCUCACACUCAUCCCCUCAACUCCUCUCCACUCAACCUACCUCCGUCAUCCCCCUCCAUCCCCACCCCGCAACAACCCAGCUCAUCACCAACCUCCCCGCCGCCUUCCCGCGCAUCCUCUCACCCUCUCCCCAAUAACCAUCAAAAGCGUAUCCACAGUACCGUACUUCAGACGAGACGUCCAUAUCAAGACGCCCAAGGCAAAAGUGCGCCUGUCGUGGAAAAGAAAGAUGGACUGCGCGUCGGGCGAUGCGGCGAGGCGCUCCGACAACCCGAAUUCGCGCAUGCACCAGGGCGCAUUUAUAGGUGCGGCGCCACCGCCUAGGGUCAUGGUUGUGCCUAGGAAAAUGGUGGGGAGGUGGUGGAGGGCGAGGGAUGACAUACUGGGAUGAGGGAUCAGAGAUUGGCUACGCGU
Molecule: messenger RNA, 816 nt
Organism: Paraphaeosphaeria sporulosa
Lineage: Eukaryota; Fungi; Ascomycota; Dothideomycetes; Pleosporales; Didymosphaeriaceae
Exons: 1
Coding region: 292-726 (144 amino acids)
Source: RefSeq, a predicted model, not a curated record